Macadamia integrifolia is the source of this 1915-nucleotide messenger RNA. Its product is annotated as DPH4 homolog. Gene Ontology annotation, molecular function: metal ion binding. The transcript has 3 exons. Gene Ontology annotation, cellular component: nucleus; cytosol. Lineage: Eukaryota; Viridiplantae; Streptophyta; Magnoliopsida; Proteales; Proteaceae. The coding region runs from base 1295 to 1834 and encodes 179 amino acids. Gene Ontology annotation, biological process: tRNA wobble uridine modification; protein histidyl modification to diphthamide. The record is from RefSeq and is a predicted model, not a curated record.
AACGGGUGGAUCCCUGUAUGAGUCUGUUUACCUCUUCCUGGAUAAACAGGUGCAAAUGAAAACGAACAACCAUGAUAGGAAUGAAAUGCCUGGGCCAGUCGGAUUCCAACCACGACACAAAUGAUUCCAUUGUAAGUUCCAUUGUUGUUGUUCAAAUUUCUACUACGUUUGGUUCAGGAAACCCUAAUUCUGUUAUUGGUCUUAGUUGAUAUUGGGGCUUCAAUAUUUGUUAGGGCUUGAACAGUUUAAUUCUUCCUGGAGUGACUUCUCAGUUCCCUUUCUUGAAGUGUGUCUUGGGUAUCUCAUUCUUCUUGGGAACAAUGAUGGAAAACCAGAAGAUGCUUUCAUGAACAUGAAGCUUUGAGGACCUCAAUUACUUAGUACUGCCCUUUUGCAGUGCGCCUUUGGUGAUCACAGUUUUAGCCCAAAAAAAAAAAAUGCCUUUGAUGAUCACAGGGCAGACCAUCUCGGCAGCAUUGGAUUGCAGAACCCAAAUUGGAUUCUCACGGAGCAGCGUCAGCAGCUCAGAAGCGUGUUCAGCAGCAAGGAGAGGAUAUGAGUAGUUGAAAACAGCCGUUGGAUUCGUUGGAAUCCACGUGUCGAGCAUCCGGCAGAUAGUUGGACGCUCGUUGGAGCGUCAGUCGUUAGAGACGAACCGGAUGAAUUGAAUGCUGUUGGCCAAUGGCCAUUCCUCUUUCACUCACGAGUCACGACUGCUUAAGAGAAGACAACAUUGCAGCCCUACGUCUUCCUUCCACUACUCGACUGCAACUUUUUCAAGGGUAGGGCUUCGUCCUUCUCCCUUCCAGAGUUUUUCCCCAUUUUCUCUCUGCGCUGUCUCUGUUCUCCUCGACGUUGCUCUGUUGUUAUCCUCAAGCGUCGGAACCCACAAGUAGCUCGCCUGCCGCUGCAAUCGAAGGCAACCCACGCUCUCUUGGGUAUACGUGGCAAGCUGUCCUUCCUCGCUGCAACUCUGCGAGCCCUGGUCCAAUUUCUCUCUCUCUAGACUACUGUUGAUCUUGCCAUUUGGGUUUUUCCCAUUAAAACUGCGAUUUCGGGUAUUCCCUGGAUGAUUUCUUCAGCCUUGUAUGGGGUGUAUCUUGGUAUCAUCAUGAUGAUGGUGUUUUUCUUCAAAUAUUUCAUUAUUCUGCUGGGGUUUAGGGGGGCUGUUUGAAUUCCUGGUUGUGAAAGAAGGUUAGGGCUUUGUGGAAGCUUGAACCUCGAGGUGAAGCCGUGAAGGAUGAUAAAAGUGAAUUUGUUGUAUAGCUCAUAGGAGCAGUUUCACCCACCGACCAUGCCUCUUGGCAGCAGUUUGAUUCAGAAAACUUUCUAUGACAUUCUAUCCGUGAAGGAAAAUGCAAGUUAUGAAGAAAUCCGUGCAAGCUACAGGUCUGCCAUCCUUAAUUCUCACCCAGACAAGUUGCGUGGGAUGUCUGAGAUUUCUAAUACUCACCAUGAAUCACAAGAAAAAUUUCUCAUCAUACAGAAGGCUUGGGAAGUUCUCAGUAAUUCGAGUUCUCGGGCGGCAUAUGAUAGUGAACUGCAGGAACUGAGACGGGAUUUGGGAACUGCAGAAGAUGUUAGUUUGAAGGACAUGGUGGUAGAAGAUGUUGGAGAAGUCCUGGAGCUAUCUUACCGAUGCAGGUGUGGUGAUUACUUCUCCAUUAAUUCUGCAGAGCUAGAGGAGAUGGGAUAUUCAUUAGAUAGGUGUGAGUGUAAGAUACUAUUAUGGACAGUAGAUGCCUUGGCUUCAUCAGUUGUUCUUCCAUGUGGGUCUUGCUCUCUGAAAAUCCAGCUGACUAUUGAUGCGGAUGCUAGUUUUUCUAGUCGAUGAUCAGCAAAACUAGCUGCCUUGGAGCUAUUUUGGCUUCAAGCAGAACAAUCUGUCAGUCUGCCUAUGAUCUGCUUAAUUGGG